GCAGAUUGAGCACUUUGGAGCAGUGUUUGGAGUUGUAUUUGUUCUGUGUUUGGGGCAGUGCUUGUGCUGUGUUUGGAGCUGUAUGUGUACUAUGUUUAGGGCAGUGUUUCGUUGCGUUUUGUCUGUGUUUGUCAGUACUAGGGGUCGUGUUUUGCUCCGAGUUGGGCCCUCCCUCCCUUCCGCCCGCUCGAGUCGGGAGCGGGGCGACGUUCCGUUGCCCGGAUACCGGGCGGAACAAAGGGGCGGUUGUCGGGUGUCUGUGCGGCAACGGGCAGCCGAGCCGAGCGAACCGGACCGGACCGGGUGGUAUGGCCGGCAAUUCGGGCACCGACAUCAAAACCCACAACUUCGUAGCGGCCGACAAGCAGUGGUGAGGCCGACCGGGACAUGGCCGGAGGGUGGCCGGGGACAAACAUAAUCAAAUCGGAGACGGAGGCUGCCAAGAAAUGGGCCAACAGAUGGGGAUUUUUGGUGACCCAGCGCAAUCAGAUUGAGGCUGAACAGGAGAAACUGAGAAAUAAAUGCAGACUGCUUACUCCUGAACACCUGAAAGUUCGACCUGCAUCUCCAAUCAGCAAGCACAUCCAGGUGGCUCCAUCUCCUGCUGUACCAAAGACGACACAAGGUUUGAUAGGCUGGAGGUCCGGGGUAGCAGGACUAGAGCUGGAGCGAUAUGGAAGCUCGCGGCAAGGAAAAUGGAGCUUUCUGCAUCAAAUGAACUGGCCAGAAGACAGUAUUGACUAACAGUUCCCCAGUGAGAUAAUCUUCACCAUCACUCAAACUGAUGUGAAAGCUCAGCACUGCUGGUUUUAACUUCGGCUUUGUCACUGCUCUUGGUUGUCCCUAUGGCUUUAAGAUUCUUUUGUUUGAGAACACCUCACAAGAUUUAUAAAGCAUAUGGAAAUAUAUGAAAGAGAAACAUUUUCCAACAUAUGUUUUUUCUCCUCCUAUCUCCACACUUAUCUCCUCCAGUAAACUCCUAUCAUAGAGAAAUGAAUCACUUUCAGUUUUUGGCCAGUAACACUGAGAUACAAUAAUCCUCGUGUGGAGAUGUUUUACUGAUUUAACUAAUAUAACGCUGACUGAAUUAGAAUAAAGGAGGAUGGAGGCCUUUCACAGUCAGUGAGGGCUCUUUAAUCAUUCAGAUUAAUUGACAGUCAGACGCUCCGAGAAUUGUUUAAUAUUUGUAUGGCAUUAUGGUACUUAGAAAGUGUAGUUCAACUUCACAAUAAAUUGCUCUUCUACAAAAGUGAUUUCU
Messenger RNA from Hypanus sabinus (Atlantic stingray), 1258 nucleotides. RefSeq lists its product as uncharacterized. The transcript has 4 exons. NCBI's taxonomy places the organism in Eukaryota, Metazoa, Chordata, Chondrichthyes, Myliobatiformes, Dasyatidae. Bases 388 to 744 code for a protein of 118 amino acids. The record is from RefSeq and is a predicted model, not a curated record.